This is a messenger RNA of Magallana angulata, 2733 nucleotides long. Its product is annotated as solute carrier family 35 member F6-like. The coding region runs from base 43 to 1281 and encodes 412 amino acids. Gene Ontology annotation, molecular function: transmembrane transporter activity. Gene Ontology annotation, biological process: transmembrane transport. The transcript has 13 exons. The record is from RefSeq and is a predicted model, not a curated record. Gene Ontology annotation, cellular component: intracellular membrane-bounded organelle; membrane. Lineage: Eukaryota; Metazoa; Mollusca; Bivalvia; Ostreida; Ostreidae.
AUCAUCACGUGACUAUAAAUUGUUGUGUCACAUGGUAAGAAAAUGGCGUUUUCCUGCAUGCAGAUUGUUUUGAUGGUGGGAAUGCUUGUGACAGGGAGUAUAAAUACAUUAAGCAAAAAAGCACAGAAUGACUGCAUAGUGAAAGGUUAUCCAGAUAAAUCAAAGAACAACACUGCUGAGCCUCAUGAGUUCAACCAUCCUUGGUUUCAAACCCUCAUUAUGUUCAUUGGUGAAACAAUUUGUUUGAUUGGCUUUGUGAUAGUCAGAAAAAGAGAAAGAGAUAAAAGGAAAAAUGAGUUUUCAGUCACUGCUUUGGAUGAACUCCCAAAACAGUUCCAAAAUAGACUAGUACAGUUGGUGGUAGCUUUCCCCACAGUGUGUGAUCUUAUUGGUACCUCUCUAGCUGGCAUUGGUUUGGUGUAUGUUGAUGCCUCAGUCUGGCAGAUGUUGCGGGGCUCCAUUAUUAUUUUUGCAGGGAUACUUUCAAAAAUCUUCCUGAAAAGAAAGUUGCGUGCUAUUCAUUGGAGUGGUAUGCUGGUAACAAUGUGUGGUCUAGUGCUGGUUGGGUGUUCCAGUGUCUUCAAGGCCAAAUCCUCCUCAUCAGGAGGAUCUAAGACACUGCUGGGUAUUGCAUUGAUCCUUGGGAGUCAGAUGGUCAGUGCCACUCAGAUGGUGAUAGAGGAGCUGUUUCUGAAGAAGAGGAGUCUCCACCCCCUCCAUGUUGUUGGAAUGGAGGGAGCAUAUGGAGUCAUCUUGAUGUCAGCUAUUGUGCUGCCUGCAAUGUAUUAUGUACCAGGGGCUGAUGUGAAUAACAGUUACGAAAACAGCCUUGAUGCCUUGUAUCAGAUUGCUAACGAACCAAGACUUCUUGUGUUCUGUCUUCUGUACUUAACAUCCAUCGCCUUUUAUAAUUAUUUUGGAUUAGCAGUGACUAGAUCUCUCACAGCUGUACACAGGACAUUGAUUGACGCCUGUAGAACCAUGCUUGUAUGGGGAGCCGAUCUGAUCAUUUACUAUGCAUUUGACAAGGACUUUGGGGAACCAUUUGAUAAACAGUUUGGACUAUUGCAAGUUGAUGGGUUCUUUUUCCUGCUGAUUGGAACAGCCCUGUAUAAUGAGUUAGUUCAUGUAGAGUGCAUCCCCUGCCUCAGGAAACCACUGAGAGAUGUAGACUUUAUGGUCAGUCCCAGCACUCCGCCUAGGGGAAACAUACAGAGUGCCGAAUUCUCCGACUCGGAUGAAAUUAAUACAUCGGAAAAGACGCCCCUGUUACAGGACUGAACAAGACAUGCAGGCAUUUAAAACUCAUACCAUCUCGCAAUCUAUGUAGUCAUAAAAUGCUCUACUUAUUUAUCCAGAAUUCUGGUUUAUAAAAUAGUUUGUCGAUAAUGAUGAAAUUCUAUUUCACUAAUAUUCAAAAGUACACAUUCCGUAUUAUUUGUCUCUUAAAGGGGCAUGGUCACGAUUUUCAUCAAAUUCUGUUUUUCUAUUUUUAUUAUUUACAAUGCUUGAGAAAUGCAUUUCUAAUGAUCAAAUGAAAUUUGAGAGCCUGUCUUUAAGUUUUAAGCAAGAUACAGAGCUCAGAAAUCUGUGUCAUGUAAACAAGGCUCAUGCCCUGUUUUUGUUUACAUAUGUUCAAUAUACUGAUUAAAAACCUUUUUCUAGCUGAUUUUUCUAUCUUCUUAUUCAUUUUAAGCAUAUGUAAACAGUUCCUAACGUUUAAAACAUUCAUUUUAGGUCUAAAUUUGAAAUUUUCACUUCAACAUUCAAAAUGUAAACAAAAGCUUUGUUUACAUGUCAAAAAAUUGUAAGCUCUGUAACUUGCUUAUAACUCAACAAAUGACACUCAAAUUUUGUUUGCCUAUUAAGAAUGCCUCACUGAAGCCUUGUAAUUAUUCAAAUAGGGAAAAUAAUUGUUGACCAAAAUCGUGACCAUGCCCCUUUAAUGUAUAUUUAUAUUUAUACAGUAAGUUAUUACCAUGAAAAAGAUAGAGUAUUUUUACAAUAUUUGUGCGACAAAUGUGCAAAAAAAGGACAAGUUAAAGUCUGGAUAUAAAGCUCAAUGGUUUGAUUAUUUUAUACAUGUAUAUCAAAUAUUAAUAUUGUGUGAUUUUGGUGCAUCGUGAGGGUAGAAGAUUUUAUGAUAGAUAAAAUAUGUUUGAAUGAAAACGUUUCGUGUUUAUAUGUGUAUAAAUAUAUAUACAUAUAUAAAUCUAUUCAAGUUUUGUCUGUGAUAUUAAUUUUCAUAUUCAAGUGGAUAAAUAUUACUGGUUAUGUAUUGUGCAUAUGUGAUACUCAGUUUCAACGCUUACAAAUAGAUUUACUAUGUGUGUCAUUUCAACACUUAUGUAUAGAUAUACUAUAUGUUUUAUUUGAACUCAGUUGUGAAGGUGAAUAUAUUGUUAAGUAUAUGGACAACAAAUCAUUAGAUAAUAUAAAGUAGUGAGAAUCAGUCUAAUGCUUGAACAAAUUUUCUGGAGAGAGAGAGAGAGAGAGAGAGAGAGAGAGAGAGAGAGCAAUGGUUGUAAUAUAUUUACUGGCAGAGAGUUUUUUGUGAAAAACCUGGUGGUUGUAAGAUACACUUUGAAAUAAAGAUAAUGGCAUAUAUUUUUGUAAAAGUUAAAGAACAUUGGUCAAGUACAUUUUCAUAUAGUGAUAAAAAUGAUGAUAUGCAUUUCUUGAUGUUGUACAUGUACAAUUUUUUUUUUAUUUUGAAUAAAAUUGUUUGCUACA